Molecule: messenger RNA, 1550 nt
Organism: Nematostella vectensis (starlet sea anemone)
Lineage: Eukaryota; Metazoa; Cnidaria; Anthozoa; Actiniaria; Edwardsiidae
Product: E3 ubiquitin-protein ligase RMND5A
Exons: 8
Coding region: 56-1225 (389 amino acids)
Biological process (GO): proteasome-mediated ubiquitin-dependent protein catabolic process
Cellular component (GO): GID complex; cytoplasm; nucleus
Molecular function (GO): ubiquitin protein ligase activity; protein binding
Source: RefSeq, a predicted model, not a curated record
GUCACAUCUACCCACAAUGCAUUGCGAGUAGCAGCUUGGAAUAAACAGAAACAAAAUGGAUGCUUGUCUGAGUGUGGAGAGAGAGCAAGAAAAAGUUAGCAAGAAACUAAGGGGAAUUCAAACACACACAGAUGCUACAUUAGGGGAUUUGUUUAACCACGUCAAUAAUCUUCAAAAGGAAAUUGCUGAUUGUAAUACAGAUGACGAACUAUCACCAUUGCAGUGCCAUGUGUUAUCCCAAUCAGCAAAAAAAGUUAAAGAGACAGUCACUAGAUUAGCAACAGAACAUAAAGAAUUGCAUGGUGGAAUAUCAAAGAUUGGUAAAGCCAUAGAUAGGAAUCUUAUAGCAGACAACACUACAUGCAGCAACAGAGAUGCGUUUGAGGGUGCAAACUUGGUCCUGCUAAAUGAAGUCAUUUGCGAACACCUAUUUAGACAAGGCAGAUUGGAUGUCGCAGAGGAACUAAUUAAGGAAGCCAACUUACAGCUUGAUAGUUCAAGAAAAGAGCCUUUCCAAGAACUGAAUAGAAUUCUCGAAUCUUGUAAAAACAAAGAUUUAGAUCCCGCCCUUGAGUGGGCCAAGGCACAUCACUUCCAACUCAAGAGCCGGGGAAGCUCCUUAGAGUUUAAACUACACAAGCUAAAAUUCCUGGACUUGCUCAAGUGUGGUUUACAACAGGAAGCCUUGAUGUAUUCCAGGAACUUUGGACCUUUUGCCAAAGAACACACAAAAGAAAUACAGCAGUUGAUGGCAUGUCUCUUGUACACCAAGACCGGUCUUGAGCAGUCUCCCUACGCCUCGCUACUAGACCCUGUCCAUUGGCUAGACAUCAGUGACAUGUUUGCGCGUGAUGCCUGCGCCUUACUGGGCUUGUCUCUAGAGAGUCCCCUGCAGGUGUGCAUCACAGCAGGGUGUGUCGCCUUGCCGUCCCUCCUGCAGAUCAAGCAGGUCAUGCAACAGAGGCAGGUGGCUGGUGUGUGGAGCUCCAAGGAUGAGCUUCCUGUGGAGGUGGAUCUUGGUCCAGAGUACAGGUACCACUCUAUCUUUGCCUGUCCCAUCCUUAGGCAGCAGUGUACAGAAGCCAACCCACCAGUACGCCUAACCUGUGGGCAUGUCAUAUCAAAAGAUGCACUCAACAAACUUACAAAUGGAAACAAGGUCAAAUGCCCAUAUUGCCCUCUCGAGAUGGCCCCCAGUGAAGCAAGAGAUAUUAGAUUUUACUAAGAUACUUACAGUAGUUUCUGUUAUAGUACGUUGUCUAGAGAAUUAUUAUGUACAUAUGCAAGUCAUCAAACAAAAUUGAGGCUCAAGACAAAAUUCUGAAAAAUACAAAGGGGGCAGAGAGAAAAGCAAAAUAGAGCUUAGAGGUAGUACCUUGAUGUCAAAAUUGUUGUAUAGGAUGGACAAUCUGGGUCCUGACAACGGUAUAGGUAAAUGGAGUUACUAAACUACUUAUUAUUAUAUCAUUAAGAGAGCUUGAAUCCAAUCAAUUCUUAACUUUGUAAAUAUCCAAAGAUAAAAACACCAAAUAAAAUCAUUGAUUUAGAAA